Molecule: messenger RNA, 1989 nt
Organism: Salmo salar (Atlantic salmon)
Lineage: Eukaryota; Metazoa; Chordata; Actinopteri; Salmoniformes; Salmonidae
Source: RefSeq, a predicted model, not a curated record
AUGUCUCCACACUGGUCCUACCUCAUCAAGGAGCCUCCACCCCGGUUCUACCUCAUCAAGGAGCCUCCACCCCGGUCCUACCUCAUCAAGGUGUCUCCACCCUGGUCCUACCUCAUCAAGGAGUCUCCACACUGGUCCUACCUCAUCAAGGAGUCUCCACACUGGUCCAACCUCAUCAAGGAGCCUCCACCCCGGUCCUACCUCAUCAAGGAGUCUCCACCCUGGUUCUACCUCAUCAAGGAGUCUCCACACUGGUCCUACCUCAUCAAGGAGUCUCCACCCUGGUCCUGCCUCAUCAAGGAGUCUCCACCCUGGUUCUACCUCAUCAAGGAGUCUCCACACUGGUCCUACCUCAUCAAGGAGUCUCCACCCUGGUCCUGCCUCAUCAAGGAGUCUCCACCCAGGUCCUACCUCAUCAAGGAGUCUCCACACUGGUCCUACCUCAUCAAGGAGUCUCCACCCUGGUCCUGCCUCAUCAAGGAGUCUCCACCCUGGUCCUGCCUUAUCAAGGAGUCUCCACCCUGGUCCUGCCUUAUCAAGGAGUCUCCACCCUGGUCCUGCCUCAUCAAGGAGUCUCCAUUAUGGUCCUGUCUCAUCAAGGAGUCUCCACCCUUGUCCUGUCUCAUCAAGGAGUCUCCAUUAUGGUCCUACCUCAUCAAGGAGUCUCCACCCUGGUCCUGUCUCAUCAAGGAGUCUCCAUUAUGGUCCUACCUCAUCAAGGAGUCUCCACCCUGGUCCUGCCUUAUCAAGGAGUCUCCACCCUGGUUCUGCCUCAUCAAGGAGUCUCCACCUUGGUCCUGCCUUAUCAAGGAGUCUCCACCCUGGUCCUGCCUCAUCAAGGAGUCUCCAUUAUGGUCCUGUCUCAUCAAGGAGUCUCCACCCUGGUCCUGCCUCAUCAAGGAGUCUCCACCCUGGUCCUGCCUUAUCAAGGAGUCUCCACCCUGGUUCUACUUCAUCAAGGAGUCUCCACACUGGUCCUACCUCAUCAAGGAGUCUCCACCCUGGUCCUACCUCAUCAAGGAGUCUCCACACUGGUCCUACCUCAUCAAGGAGUCUCCACCCUGGUCCUGCCUCAUCAAGGAGUCUCCACCCAGGUCCUACCUCAUCAAGGAGUCUCCACACUGGUCCUACCUCAUCAAGGAGUCUCCACCCUGGUCCUGCCUCAUCAAGGAGUCUCCACCCUGGUCCUGCCUUAUCAAGGAGUCUCCACCCUGGUCCUGCCUCAUCAAGGAGUCUCCAUUAUGGUCCUGUCUCAUCAAGGAGUCUCCACCCUUGUCCUGUCUCAUCAAGGAGUCUCCAUUAUGGUCCUACCUCAUCAAGGAGUCUCCACCCUGGUCCUGUCUCAUCAAGGAGUCUCCAUUAUGGUCCUACCUCAUCAAGGAGUCUCCACCCUGGUCCUGCCUUAUCAAGGAGUCUCCACCCUGGUUCUGCCUCAUCAAGGAGUCUCCACCUUGGUCCUGCCUUAUCAAGGAGUCUCCACCCUGGUCCUGCCUCAUCAAGGAGUCUCCAUUAUGGUCCUGUCUCAUCAAGGAGUCUCCACCCUGGUCCUGCCUCAUCAAGGAGUCUCCACCCUGGUCCUGCCUUAUCAAGGAGUCUCCACCCUGGUUCUACCUCAUCAAGGAGUCUCCACACUGGUCCUACCUCAUCAAGGAGUCUCCACCCUGGUCCUACCUCAUCAAGGAGUCUCCACACUGGUCCUACCUCAUCAAGGAGUCUCCACCCUGGUCCUGCCUCAUCAAGGAGUCUCCACCCUGGUCCUGCCUCAUCAAGGAGUCUCCACCCUGGUCCUGCCUCAUCAAGGAGUCUCCAUUAUGGUCCUGUCUCAUCAAGGAGUCUCCACCCUGGUCCUGUCUCAUUAAGGAGUCUCCACCCUGGUCCUGUCUCAUCAAGAAGUCUCCAUUAUGGUCCUACCUCAUCAAGGAGUCUCCACCCUGGUCCUGUCUCAUCAAGGGGACUCCAACGUGGUCCUAUCUGGUUUGGAACCACUGA